AUGGCCGACACCAGCAGCCUCCGCUCGACCGCCAGCCUCCUGGGCAUCACGUCCACCAUCCUGCUCGCAGGCUUCAACAUCAGCACCUCGCACCUCUUCGUGCCGCUCAUGUACAAGCUCGAGAAGCAGACCUCGGCCCGCAUGUUCGACAGGCUGUACCACGACGGUCUGAAGGUCGUCGUGCCCCUGGCCGCCACCGCCAUCACGUCCUUCAGCUACCUGUCCUACACAUCAUCCUCCUCUCCCUCCUCUAGCGCCGGCGUCCUGGGCACGAGCCUGGCCAGGGGCCCGGCCUUUGCCGUCGCCGCGGGUUUGGUAACCGCCACCCUCGCCUGGACGGCCAUCGUGGUGAUGCCCGUCAACCAGAAGCUCAUCAGCAUCGCGCGCGAGGUCGGCGCCAAGGACAAGGUGUCGGCGGGCGACGUCGAGGCCCUGCUGAGGCGGUGGUGGUGGAUGAACUACGUCCGUGGGGCCGGCGCCCUGGUUGCUGGUGUGCUCGCCCUGGCUGCGAGUCUGUGA
Diaporthe amygdali is the source of this 519-nucleotide messenger RNA. RefSeq lists its product as uncharacterized. The transcript has a single exon. Lineage: Eukaryota; Fungi; Ascomycota; Sordariomycetes; Diaporthales; Diaporthaceae. The record is from RefSeq and is a predicted model, not a curated record. Bases 1 to 519 code for a protein of 172 amino acids.